This is a messenger RNA of Dissoconium aciculare CBS 342.82, 7659 nucleotides long. RefSeq lists its product as uncharacterized. The transcript is spliced from 3 exons. The record is from RefSeq and is a predicted model, not a curated record. Gene Ontology annotation, biological process: transmembrane transport. Gene Ontology annotation, molecular function: transmembrane transporter activity. Gene Ontology annotation, cellular component: membrane. NCBI's taxonomy places the organism in Eukaryota, Fungi, Ascomycota, Dothideomycetes, Mycosphaerellales, Dissoconiaceae. Bases 180 to 7508 code for a protein of 2442 amino acids.
AGUCAAUACCUUUCCCAGAAAUACAAACUAAGAACAUCUUCGAUUUUGGAAACUCAUAGAACACUUGUCACGAAUCGCUUGAAGAACAAGAUUGUGGAGCCUAUCAUGUCCUGAAUUCCUUCCUAUCCUUGGACUUUUUUCUUUACAUCGGCUGGACGUCCUACGUCAACUAGAACGUCAUGGCUGCCGCGUCCAGAGAUCUCGCGCGUCUGCGCGAUCAGACGAUGGUCAGUCUCGAGGAGGAAGAGGCUGUCACGGUGAACACGCGCGCCUUGAUUGACAAAGUCCUGGCGCGAUAUUCCGGAGAAUGGACGACCUUGCGUGAACUCAUCCAGAACGCUGCCGAUGCUCAGGCUCGUAGAGUCAGUAUUCGCUUUGAGACCUUGCCUUCGAGCACGGUUCCGCUACCUUCCACGCAAGACACAUCAGAACAUAUUCGUCAUGUUCUCCUACAUCAUACAUUGAGGACGAUGAUCGUCACUAAUGAUGGAGAGGUUUUUCAAGAGACGGAUUGGCAACGCUUGAAGAGAAUCGCUGAGGGCAAUCCUGAUGAAACCAAAAUUGGCGCAUUUGGUGUCGGAUUCUAUUCAGUCUUUGCGGACUGCGAGUCUCCCUUUGUGAGUUCGGGAAGACAGUCGAUGGCGUUCUAUUGGAAAAAGGAUAGUCUGUUCACGAGACGAGGGAAAUUGCCGGAAGAGCAGGCGGAUGGGAGCACGACUUUCCUGCUAGAUUAUCGGAAUAACACAACACCUGUGCCUCAACUUCUGAGUCUGUGCCAAUUCCUCGCUACAAGCUUGACGUUUGUAGGAUUGGAGUCCAUCGAGCUUUUCAUCGACGAUUGGAAUGUCCUCACUUUAACGAAGAAGAUGUCUCCAGGCGAGAACGUGAAAAUUCCGAACGACGUCAAUCCUAGAACGAAAGACGGGCUCAUGAAGAUCACGGAUGUGCAAUAUCAAAGUGCGCAGAUAGAUGCAAAGUGGAUGAAUGUGGUCGGAUGGAACCGAAGAUACCAGGCUCCAGCAUCGACCGCGGUCGCUGCACAAUCACAAACCGAAUCUGCGGGAGUCAGUCUUCGAAAUUGGUUUGGCAAGCUCACGAGCAGUGCGAUAAAUACAACGGCGCGCAAGGCGCAAAGAGAAGAAGAUGCUUUACAGCAGACUAUUUUAGACGAUUUAGCAGGAUACUCGACGGCCACUGUCUUCCUCCGUAUGAGCACUGUCAACGUACAAACCAACGUCAGCAAAUCGCUAUCUCAAGAGCUCGAACGUGCCACAAAAAAGCCCCCGCCAAAGCGCACACGCAUUGCCAUUUUGACUUCAUCAUAUGAUGAGACGGCUGCGUCAAUGACUCUUGGUUCAGGCAGUAGCAGUCAGCGGGCCACCGAUAUCUUUGCGUCGGUCUUGCCGACCAAGAAUGGCAAGAUCUUCAUCGGGUUUCCAACAGCACAGACGACUGGUCUUCUUGCACACAUCUCAGCACCGUCAGUCAUCCCGACGGUUGAGCGUGAGAGCAUAGAUCUCAAUGCACGAUAUGUGCGUGACUGGAAUGUGGAGAUGCUCCGCGUUGCGGGCAUCGCUUGUCGAAUAGCAUACACUGGAGAGAUGGUCGAAUUGCGCACCAGCAUCGAGCGAUCAAUGAUCAAACACGGCCGAAAACGAGUCGGCCCUGAAGACAUUACUACAGUACUACCAUCAGCAAUACACACGUACAAGCAAUACAAUUAUGCGGAAUCCACACCAUCAUCUAAAGUUGGACAGUAUAUUGAGGAGGCAUUCUGGACCUGUAAUCAAAAGGCCACCAUCGACGUAUUAUCAACCAGAGGCGUUCUGCCCAGCAAUCAAGUCCGUGUAGCAACGGAACAAUUGUCUUUUGUGGAAGGUAUUCCCGUCGUGCCAAGUGAACUGGUGGAAAAAGCGAACGAAUUCCUUACCAAAAUCCGGGAUUAUGGGCUACUGUCAGACAUCACAACCAGCGACAUCAAAAAGGAGCUAGAAGCGCAGGCGCUUUCGGAAAAGCAGGUUGUGGAGCUGGUCAGAUGGGCAUGUGCUAAAGUCAGCCAGGGUGACAUGGAUGCUGGUGCUGUCCAAACUUUGUUCGAUGGUACAGUGGCCAGCAUCGCAGAAGAAUUCGUGGCCACCUCCGCCAGUCCGGUCCUUCAGCUCGGAGAAGUGUCGACCUUCAUUAACACGUCGAAGAUUCCUGCGGAAAUGCCCACGCCAGCACAAACCAUACCAUUUCGCUUCACGAAGAGCUUGUCGCCAACACAACUACAGUCGAUUGGCUGGGAUGAGCUGCAGAUUGUACCUUGGCUGAGAUGGAUUGUUGAGAGUGAUGGCCGAGGGUUUGGCUCUCAGCAAAGUUUAACGAGUUCGCCAGCAGUCGCCUCGCAAGUACUGCCAGUCAUAUCCAAGGGGUGGGAAGGCUUGUCACACUCGUCCAAACAAUCCGUCCAGGAGCUUCUGAUACCGCGGACAGUCAUCCCGACUAAACUGGGCAUGCGAAAACCAGCGCAGGCCUAUUUCGGGAAUGUCAAGUUGUUCGACGAUCUACCUACAAUCACGGGUCUGCAGGGCGUCAAGGAGAAGUUUUUAUCUUCGCUAGGCGUGCGGAAGACAAUCGAACUCAACGUCGUCUUUGAACGACUAAUGGCAAGCACGCCGAGCGUGGAGGAGGGCAAGUGGAGUCAUGUCGAUUUGAUCAAAUACCUUGUCAGCGUACGCGAGGAUAUUCCCCAAGAGGACCUCAAACGCCUACGACAAACGCCAGUUUGUCCCGCUGAGAGUACAUCGACGGACCAGACUGUGAAAGGCAAACUUUACCGCCCUUCGGACCUAUUCGAGCCGGAUGAAGCGAUACGCAAGCUUGGUCUUCCAAUUUUACAGUGGCCUGGACAUUACCGUGCUAAUACUCCCGAGGGACGUUUUCUUCGAUUUCUGGGACUCCAGGUAGCUCCAUCAGUCCCGGAUCUAGUUGAGAUUCUCUGCAAAGCUCCUGCUGGCCAGGAACUUCAGCAAAUCGCGAUCAAUUACUGGAUAAUGAACGCCUACUCGAACGGCUACGUCAAGUUUCCAAUUGCGACUAUCGACAAAGCCUUUUUGCCAGUUCAACCAUUCGCUGGGGAGUCGAACAAUCUUAUCGCCAAACCAUCGCAGUGUUUUGCAAAUCCGAUGGCAUCAGUUCUGCGCUUCCGCACGCUGCGUGCUGAUCUACAGCCUCACCACGCCAUCUUUGGUGUUGCUCUGGAGCCGCCAAUGCAAGCUUGCGUUGAGCGACUCAUCAAGGCACCGCCAGCCAACAUCACUUCCGCCCAGACCCUCUUUGGCUACUUCGCAACCCGUCUCUCGGAACUUGGGCCCAACGAUGACCUGACACGUCGACUGAGCGAUGCUCCCAUCGUGCCGAUCGUAGACGGUCGCAGCUCUGAGAAGGGUACCAAAUUCCGAAUGGUCGCACCACGGGCCUGUUUCCUGGGAGACAGUUCUACUUACGGCGACAUCUUUGAUUUUGCUGAUUUCGGCGCUGAAGCGAACACUUUCCUUCUCCGCGUAGGCUCCAAGCAUGAACCCAGUGCUGCAGAGAUUGCAGCGAUGUUGACCCGACAGCCUGGACGGCUACUCGAAACACUUGGAUCAGAUAAAUAUCUCCAAUUACUGCGUAAGAUCGCCGAAUAUGCCGCAAAUCUGAAGAAGGACAAGGCACUGUGGCAGCAAUUGAAACUUGCUCCUUGUCUGCUUGCGGAGAAGCUAGUGCGCACAAACCUCACAGAGAACGAGAAAGAUGGCGACCAUGAAGACGAUGCCGUAAUCAAAGAGUAUUCUCUUGCACGCGCAUCUGACAUGGUACUCGUGGACGACUUUGUUACAUAUCGCCUUUUCCAGUCAAAUCUGCUGUCCGCUCCUCAGGAGGAGGUUCUAGAAGAUCUAUAUGCGUCUCUCGAUACGCCCUGGCUAAGUCGUCUGGUAGAAGAUGACCAACGCAUGGGUGCGCUACUCAAUGACCAAUCCGCUGGCAUUAAGCUGCAGCAGCUACUUGUUGAGCGUUGUCGUCUUUUCUUACACGACCAUACGACCGACGUGAUUCGACACGACGCAAAGUGGCUUGACCAGAAUUUGACUGUCAAAGUGACCGAAUUUCUCCAGGUGACUCGCAAACUGAAGGGAUACCGCAUGCAUUUCGUUGAGAAGCGGACUGCGGCAUUACAUCGCGAAUCGAAGCGAGAUGCGACUUUAUUUGUCACGGCACGCUUCGACUUAUACGAGGUCAGUCGCGCUAUCAUGAGCGUUCUCCUGAAGCGACCCCGGCAGCAAGAUUUUCUGGCUUUGGAGACUAUCCUUGACAGCGAUCUUCGUCGUCUCAAGACGAAGGGUUACAAUGUGGAUCGAAUCCUACGGCAGAAGGCUGCAGAAUCGCGCAUCGCGGCAAGCGAAAGACAAAAGCGCGAAGAGGAGCAGCGUCGGCUGGCUGAGUCGCAGGCCUCUAACAUGGGUGCUCUCGCCCUGCCAGCACCUCCGACAGGCGACAAGGGAGGCUCAUCUGGAUCACGAGGGACGUCUGAUACCGUCACGAAGGCUAUGAAGCCAUCGACACCCGAGAAAUCGCUGACAAUGCCAGGUGCAUUUGGUGAGAAUUCUCCAGAAGCUUUCGACCCGCAAGCCAAAGGAAAGCAGCCAAGCGGUCUGUUCAGUAGUCUGACACGGCAUCUUGGCCUCAAUAACUUGGCUGGUCAGGCAGGCCAGCAGAUGCAGAACAUGAUCAACAAUGGACAGCGACCAGAUAUGCCACCGCCAUAUACCGAGAACGACCCUCAAGGUAGCCGCGCGCUGACUCCAGGUACGGAGCGCGUAACCUCACCCAGGGAUCUUCAGUCCAACCUGCAGUCUGCCAUUAAUGCUACGCGCGAAUACAAUGCUUCGUCCCUGUUUUCGCCGCCUUCGACCAAGGAGAUCAAAGAGACACCGUCCUACUGUGACAGUAAGCCCGGCCAUGAUAUCAAGUUUAUCGCCGAGCUCGGCAAUGGUAUCAAGUUCUAUCUCAACCGAGAUCAUGCCAAUCCGGACACAUUCCUCUCUGCGAACCGGGACGGUAUCGCGCACUUUGUAACGAUCCUGACUGAAACCGCCGCGAUUUUCGACCUUUCCCCUCAGACCAUCAAUAUCUUCCACGACGCACAAGGCGCCGCAAUCGCAUUCAACAGCAACGGCAGCCUCUUCUGCAAUCUCCGGUAUUUCUUACAAUUGCACAUGGGCCAGGUCGACACCGCCGAGGGACGGGUCGAAGCCAUGGCGUAUUGCUGGAUUGCCUUUUAUACUUCUUUUCUUCCGUUUCCUCUUCCUCUCGAUUGGAGUACGGGGCUGCUCCUAGACAGUCUCUCGCCCGCCAAUAUUUCGUUCCACGGCGGCAGCAGCAGCAGCCAUCCUCGUCGACCGGCCAACAUACCCCUACACAAUCUUCGACCCUCCUCACACGCUCGGUACAGUAACGACUCCGUCGGCAACGAGAACGGCGAUCGUCAACGCCUGCGUCGGCGAUCGGAUUCCAUCGAUAGUGACGAAGAUUCCGAGUUCGGUCUCGGAAGCGACACCGGUGACCUUGUUGACCAGCUUGCCGAUCUCGAAGACCCACUCGCACAUCGUCCUGGCCUCGACGGAACACAAUCUUUCUCAAACCACCGCGGCCGAUCACGAUACCAGCCCCAGCGUGCACCAAAGCCACCUAACGAGAAAAGAGGACGUGAUUGGGGAGUCAAGAGGAAAGAGGAUAUCCGCAUCCCGAGCCCACCGCGUCGUCCGCUGAAUUGGGGCCAGCGAUUGCUCGUGGCCGCCAUGGCGCCAGAAGAUGGGCCCUCGCGGAUGCAUGGCCUGCACGGCAAGAAGCUGAUUUACUUCUUGUCCAUCUUUGUGUCCCUCGGUGUGUUCCUCUUCGGAUAUGAUCAAGGAGUCAUGUCGGGAAUCAUCACAGGUCCACACUUCCGGGACUACUUCAACCAACCAUCAAGAGCUGAGAUUGGCACAAUGGUGGCUAUUUUGGAAGUGGGCGCUUUGGUCUCGUCAGUUGCUGUCGGCAAGAUCGGAGAUAUACUUGGUCGGAGGAAGACGAUUUUCUACGGUGCUGCCAUCUUUGUCGUCGGCGGUGCUCUACAAACAUUCGCCAAUGGCAUUGCCAUGAUGCUCCUCGGCAGAAUCGUUGCAGGUCUCGGAGUGGGUGCUCUGAGCACAAUCGUCCCCGUCUAUCAGAGCGAGAUCAGCCCGCCGCACAAUCGUGGCAAGCUGGCGUGUAUCGAGUUCUCGGGUAACAUCUUUGGAUACAUGUGCAGUGUGUGGGUAGACUACUUCUGCAGUUACAUUGACAACGACUGGUCAUGGCGGCUACCGCUGGCGAUGCAAGUCUUUAUGGGAGGUCUUCUCGCUGUUGGAAGCUUUCUGAUCGUUGAAUCGCCUCGUUGGUUGUUGGACAACGAUCACGACGAGGAGGGCAUUGUGGUCAUUGCUAACCUCUACGGCAAGGGCGACAUUCACAACCCCAAGGCUCGCGACGAAUAUCGUGAGAUCAAGAUGAACGUCCUUCUUCAACGCCAAGAGGGUGAACGUUCGUACGUGGACAUGUUCCGACGAUACGGCAAACGAGUGUUCAUCGCCAUGUCGGCACAGGCGCUUGCGCAGCUGAACGGCAUCAACGUCAUUUCCUACUACGCUCCACUCGUGUUCGAAGAGGCUGGCUGGUAUGGUCGCGAUGCCAUUCUCAUGACCGGAAUCAAUGGCAUCACAUAUCUCGCAUCGACUGUCCCGCCGUGGUACAUUGUGGAUCGCCUCGGCCGUCGAUUCAUUCUACUAUCUGGUGCCCUGGCCAUGCUGUUCUCCCUCUCUGCCAUGUCAUAUUUCUUGUACAUCAAGAUCGCUCUAACACCACGAUUGGUCGUCAUUUGCGUGAUGAUCUACAACGCCGCAUUCGGAUACUCCUGGGGACCUAUUCCGUGGCUCUACCCUCCGGAGAUUCUGCCUCUCAGCAUUCGUGCCAAGGGUGCCAGUUUGUCAACCGCGUCCAACUGGGCAUUCAACUGGCUUGUGGGUGAAAUGACGCCCAUUUUGCAGGAGGCGAUCGGAUGGCGUCUGUACUUGCUUCACGCGUUCUUCUGUGCCGUCAGCUUCGUCGUUGUCUAUUUCAUCUACCCAGAGACAGCUAACGUGCGUCUGGAGGACAUGAAUUCAUUGUUCGGCGAUGCAACGACAGUGGCCCCUACGCCGGAGACCUUAGCCGAAGCAGCCUCCUUGUUUAGCGGCCACCGAUCACCAAUCGGUUCAUUGCAACUAGACGACCCAAGCGAGCCUAUUCCGGAUAUGGACCUGCAGCCUCCGGACGUAGAGAUUCAAGAUGGCAAACCUAUCAUUCGCGAGAACCAAUCAGAAGGCAUCGGGGGCUGGAUUUCGAACGUCGUCAAACGAGCCAAGGGAGAGGAUCCCAACGAGGGAGGAAGUGGUAAAUAUAGACGUGUUGCAGAUGAUGACGAAUGAUCGGCUUUGAGAUGUUUUGUGUGAAAAGGAAUUAGAGUUGGAUGUACGGUGCUGUUCUCACUUUUGCUGAGUUGAGUUCCGGUGUGAAGCAGGCACAUUGUUCUGAUUAUAGAAUUGUCUUGAAACAGCAUUAAUAUUGGCGGCGCGUGAG